Messenger RNA from Cucurbita moschata (crookneck pumpkin), 1554 nucleotides. RefSeq names its product UPF0481 protein At3g47200-like. Lineage: Eukaryota; Viridiplantae; Streptophyta; Magnoliopsida; Cucurbitales; Cucurbitaceae. Bases 200 to 1480 code for a protein of 426 amino acids. The record is from RefSeq and is a predicted model, not a curated record. The transcript is spliced from 2 exons.
UUUACACCUCCAUGUGACCGCCAUUAGUGGUAGUUUACUUGGUCAUCCCAACCUAAGCCUUCCUAUUUCUUCCACUUCCUUCCCUCAUUUUCAUUCACCACCACCAUCUUCCAUCAAGGAAAUUUGAAAAGGUGGAUGUUCGUUUGAAAUAGAAAAUAGUCAGACUGAAGUUGAUCAGAUAAACGACAAACCAUACAAUAUGGCAGGAAUUAGUGAAGCUGAACAAGGUGAACAUCCUCGUCGUAAUGUUGUACUAUCCAUAAAAGAAAUGAUAGACAAGCUACCUCCUGUUAAUGUAGAAUGUAGCAUCUUUCGAGUUCCUAAACUAUUACGCAAUAUGAAUCAUAGAGCCUAUACUCCUCAAGUCAUUUCCAUAGGUCCAUUUCACCAUUAUCGAAAGGAUUUGUUAGCUACUGAGCCAUAUAAGCUUCGACGUUGUUUGAACUUUCUAAGCCGUCUAGGUAACGAGAGGGAUUCAUUGGAGUUGCUUAAGAAAAAUACUCAAACUUGGAUGAAAGAAGUUCGAAAUUGCUAUGGAGAGCCCAUAAACAUGAAUGAUAAGGAAUUUGUUAACAUGAUGAUUGUGGAUGGUUGUUUCCUAGUAGAGUUUUUGAUACAAAAUCACAACGGCUUCCAAACUCCAAACAAUUUAGAUCUAACCUUCCACCAAAGAUCUAUCGAGCUAUUUACUGAUUUGAUUAUGUUGGAAAAUCAAGUCCCUUUCUUCCUUCUUGAACGUCUGUUCGGCCUCAUACCAAAUAUAACCUCUGUCUCCUUUAAAGAAUUAACAUAUAUAUUUUUCAGACAGGAACUUGUUGCCAAUUGUUCUCUUUCUAAUCUAUCGUCGAUAAAACCAAAGCACUUGGUCGAUUUUUUAAGCUUCUUCUUCGUCUCAAAGACGUCUCUAGAGAACAAUAAUAAUAAUAGCCCGAUAACUCCUCCAACGAUAACUGAGCUUUACGAGGCUGGUGUCACCAUUAAGAAAGCAAAAGAUUUCAUUUCUAUGAUGGACAUAAGGUUCGAAAAUGAGAUUUUAACAAUCCCACCUUUAGUUAUUGAUGAUUUAUUCGAACCAACCAUGCGAAAUCUGAUAGCAUUUGAGCAUUUUCCCUUGAGAAAUAAAAGCAAUUAUAUCCCAUAUAUUGUAUUCAUGGAUGAUUUAAUAAGCACAGAGAAAGACGUGAAUUUACUUGUGAAGGCUGGAAUCAUAAUCAACAAUAUUGGAGGCAGUGAUAAAGAAGUUUCAAAAUUGUUCAACAAUCUCUGCAAAUUUGUUGAAACCUCAAGUGAUUACAGCUUGAACAAUAUCAGCAACACCUUACGUGAACACUGCAAUAGACGAUGGAACAAAGCAAAAGCUUCACUCAAACAUAACUAUUUCAAUACACCAUGGGCUAUUGUCUCCUUCUUUGCUGCAACCUUGCUUAUUAUUCUGACUCUCUUACAAACUAUAUUCUCUGUGUUUCCUAUUAUACCUUAGAAAUUAUGUUUCUUCUAGUAUGUUGUUUCUCUUAUUUUCAUACAAUUUUCAAUCAUAAUGUUUUUUUACUUCAA